This is a messenger RNA of Coregonus clupeaformis (lake whitefish), 2452 nucleotides long. Its product is annotated as calcium-binding mitochondrial carrier protein SCaMC-1-like. Gene Ontology annotation, molecular function: ATP transmembrane transporter activity; calcium ion binding. Gene Ontology annotation, biological process: transmembrane transport. Bases 300 to 1730 code for a protein of 476 amino acids. Lineage: Eukaryota; Metazoa; Chordata; Actinopteri; Salmoniformes; Salmonidae. The transcript is spliced from 10 exons. Gene Ontology annotation, cellular component: mitochondrial inner membrane. The record is from RefSeq and is a predicted model, not a curated record.
CCUUCCUUAUGCCGCCCGCCCUCAAUUUGACUGCAGUAAUCCCGACAAGUGAAUUUCAGGUUAUUUACUGAUAUGCAGCAGUAUUUGUAGAAGAUAUGGAGCUGUGUCAGAUUGUCGUCUCAAAUGUCGUGUACCGGUAUUUUCCUUGUCGACAACAGAGAUAAUUGCGAAUUUGGGACGACCGACCGACCCUUUUUCCAAGCCGCGGUUCCGUAUUGACUGAGCACUAACGUUAUGCAUUCAACUUUCUGAAAAAUUUAGGGCCUUGGCUAUCUGUUGCCUCUUUGCCAACAGCAACAAUGUAUCAUGUUAUAAAAGGACUUAUUCUAACAGAAUCCCGAUGCUGUGAUCCCGAUAGUAAAAGGUCAUACCAGGACCUAUUCGAUAAACUGGAUACCAACAAGGAUGGGAAGGUGGAUGUUUUCGAAUUGAAAGCGGGUCUAACCGCAAUGGGCAUAUCAUCCCGCAAAGGUGCAGCGCAGAAAAUUGUAUCGUCUGGUGACAAAAACAAAGAUGGAGGGCUUGACUUCAAUGAGUUCAACAAAUAUCUGAAAGAACACGAGAAGAAACUGCGCCUGACGUUCAAGAGCUUGGACAAAAACAACGAUGGGCACAUCGAUGCCUCUGAGAUCAAGCAGUCCCUUGAAGAGCUGGGCAUGGACAUAACCGAGGAAGAGGUCCAGACGAUCCUACAAAGCAUGGACAACGAUGGCAACAUGAUGGUAGACUGGAAUGAGUGGAGGGAUCACUUCCUGUUCAAUCCUGCCCAUAACCUGAACGAAAUCGUACGGUACUGGAAACACUCCUCGGUGCUGGACAUAGGUGAGAGCAUUGCCAUCCCUGAUGAGUUCACAGAGGAGGAGAAGACCUCAGGUGGCUGGUGGAAACAGCUGGCUGCCGGGGCGAUGGCGGGGGCGGUCUCUCGCACAGGCACCGCCCCCCUGGACAGGAUGAAAGUCUUCAUGCAGGUCCACUCCUCCAAGUCCAACCGGAUCACCCUGUUGGGAGGAUUCAAGCAGAUGAUUAAGGAAGGGGGUGGGGCCUCAUUAUGGCGAGGGAACGGGGUCAACGUGUUAAAGAUAGCCCCUGAGACUGCUAUCAAAUUCAUGGCCUACGAACAGUAUAAGAAGCUGCUGACACCAGAGGGAGGGAAGGUGCAGACCCACCAGAGGUUCAUGGCUGGCUCUCUGGCAGGAGCCACCGCCCAGUCAUCCAUCUACCCCAUGGAGGUAAUGAAGACCAGACUGACUCUGGGGAAAACUGGCCAGUAUAAUGGAAUGUUUGACUGUGCCAAGAAGAUUCUGAGGAAAGAAGGCAUCAAAGCCUUCUGUAAAGGCUACACUCCCAACAUGAUAGGGAUCAUUCCCUAUGCUGGCAUCGACCUUGCUGUUUACGAGAGCCUGAAGAAUGUGUGGUUGUCCCGCUAUGCCAAAGACACAGCCAACCCUGGCAUCUUGGUGCUGUUGGGCUGUGGCACCAUCUCCAGCACCUGUGGCCAGCUGGCCAGCUACCCCCUCGCCCUGCUUCGCACACGCAUGCAGGCACAAGCAACUCUGGAAGCAUCGGACAAGUCCACCAUGACUGGACUGGUGAAGGGGAUCAUGGCUAACGAGGGUUUCUUUGGACUCUACCGGGGUAUCCUGCCUAACUUCAUGAAAGUGAUUCCUGCUGUGAGCAUCAGCUAUGUGGUCUACGAGUACAUGAAAACUGGCCUGGGGAUCUCCAAAUGAUGCAGGGACAGUCAGACAGGAUGUUAAGUCUUUAGGUCUUUUGGACAGUUUGGUUCGAACUUAGUGAUGCGCACAGACUUUUAUGAUCUUGCAUAGACAACCAAACGUUGCCAUCUUGUGAUCACUCUGUGUGCUGAGCCUCACGAGGAGAACCAUGAAAUCAAGGUUGGUCUGAACUAGGCCAUAUCCAGUAGACUCCAAAAAUGAUGCUCUCCCCUUUAACUCAAAGAGAAAUUCCAAUAUGGUGCAAUAUACCUGUUAAGAACUGCAUUAUGAAUCUUAAAACAUAGAGGGUGAGAGUACAAGGUAUUGAUGUAUUCAGGUGAACACUGUGGGCGAAGUUCCAGAGCUUUGUCAAAAAUAUGUUUGUUCCACUGUAAUAUUAGACGCACCAUGCGCACAUUUUAGAGAAUCCCACACUACUACAGUUUACUAUAGAAUUCUGUGGUAAACUGUAGUCUGGGUACCAGUCAUUUUAGCUAACAUUCCACUACUUGUACUCUGUGUCAUAUGCCAAAGAUAUAUUUAAAGAUUGAAGAAAAACCAGUCUCUUUGGCAUACGACACGGAGGAGGCUACAAGGAGUGGAAUGUUAGCUAAAAAGACUGGUACCCAUCAUCAGCGAUCACUCAGGGUCGAGUAUGAUUAUCCUCCCGGUGGGUCCUGCUUGUGGGUCUUCAGAUGGCUGAAGAGGCUGAUCUGGGAUAUUUUGAUGUAGUAUGG